AAAUGGCAGAGGGAAACCACAAAGAGGAGGUCACUCACCUGAACAACUUUCACUGCCACUUGGAAGAGGAAUGGAUGAGUGUCAGAGACAGGCCCAUCAUUGUAUCUGACUCCUCUGAGGAAAGGAUUUCAAUGGUGGUUACCCCAUCUACUGAGCUACAUGAAGAUGACGAUCUGGAAGAUCAUGCCACACUGACAGAAAAACAAGAACCUCAGACAUCCCGAUCCAUCGUCUUCAAACCAGCUGCCCAAUGCCAUGGUCAGCACAGACUAGGAGAGGAAAGGUCCAGAAAUUCUAGUGCCAACCGUGAAGCAGAUGCCCACAGCUGUUUUUCCUAUUGUUACAACUCACUGUUUGGUUCUGGGGCACAGAAUGAUUCUGAGGAUGAAUAUGAUGAAUUUCUGCAUCUAGAGAGGAACAAAAAAGAAGUCAAACCUGGACCAAGCAUUAAGCAGACAGCAAACAACACUGUCAGCCACAAAUUGAAGCAGAAUUGCAUUAUAGUGGAUAAUAAUUGUGUUUUCCCAGAGAGUGGGCCUUUGGAAGCUCAGAACAAACCAUCUGAAGACUCAGAGACAGAUCUCUUGUCAAAUCCUGGAGAGGCAGCUACUUCAGUAGAUGACCAGGUAAUUGAAGAAGAGCACCGGCUUGACCACCCAUCCUUCCAGGAUCUGAAUCCACAGCCUCAGGAGAGAACAAACCAGGUCAUGCCCCAAAAGCAACAUUCUGAAGCAGAAAUGGGCCCAUUGUUCCUGUGCCAUGAUUUCCCAGAGCCUGAUUUUCCAAGGCCAGAACCGCAGCAGGAGGGGAUUCCCGGUCCUGCUUCUCCUCGGGCGACCCAUCCUCUGGGAGAACUUGAAGAUCAGCAGUUAGCAAUUGGUGAAGACCCGGAGCCAGCUUUUCAUCUUCCAGGAUCUCAGGAGGCCAAAUUGGAACCCAUGUGGGGACAAGGAGCAGCUGAACUAGAUCAAGACCUGGUUACGUGGUUAGUGAAAGAAACAGAAGCAAGAUUUCCAGAUGUAGCAAAUGGGUAUGUUAAAGAGAUCAUUCAUUUGAAGGAUACCUAUGAUUUGAAUGUACUUUGUAAUUUUCUUCUGGAAAACCCAGAUUAUCCAAAGAGAGAAGAUGGAAUUAUUAUCCAGCCCAGAACCAGCCUGCUUGUCAGCCAGGAUGAGGCGAAGGUGCCUAAAGUAGACUUUUUUGACUAUUCCCAACUGACUCCACUUGACCAGCGAUGCUUCCUCCAAGCUGCUGACCUCUUGUUGGCUGAAUUCAAGAUGCUAAGCAGCCAUGACAUCAAGUGGGUCCUACAUAAGCUCAAAGGACACUAUGCAAUCACACGAAAGGCCCUUUCUGAUGCUAUUGAAAAAUGGCAGGAACAAUCACCCGAUGCCAAUGGAAAACGGAAAAGGAGGAAAGAAAUGAAUCAGGAUUCCUUCAUUGAUUUCAAAUUUGAGCAAGGCAACAUAAAAAUAGAAAAGAGGAUGUUCUUUUUGGCAAACAAGCGUCGACACUGUAGAUCCUAUUACCAGAAAGACCUCCUCCCAGCUGUGCAGCAAGAGCAGGAAUUCUAUGAGCAGAAAAUCAAAGAGAAGGCAGAGCAUGAAGACUUUUUUCUUGCCCUGCAGAUGAAUGCAGAACAGUAUGAAAAGGACGGACAGCUGAUUGAGUGUGGAUGCUGCUAUGGGGAGUUUCCAUUUGAGGAGCUGACACAGUGCUCUGAUGCUCACUUGUUCUGCAAAGAAUGUCUCAUCAGAUAUGCCCAAGAAGCCGUGUUUGGGUCUGGAAAGUCAGAACUCAGAUGCAUGGAAGGCAGCUGCUCAUAUUCCUUCCCAACCAGUGAACUGGAGAAGGUGCUGCCCCAGAACAUCCUGUGUAAAUACUAUGAACGGAGAGCUGAAGAAGAAAUCACUGCAGCUUGUGGUGAUGAGCUUUUCCGCUGCCCCUCGUGUGGCUUCCCUGCUCUGUUGGACAGGGAUGUGAAGAGUUUCAGCUGCCCUAAUCCUCGAUGCCGGAAGGAAACCUGUAGGAAGUGUCGGGGACUCUGGACAGAGCACAAUGGCCUCACCUGUGAAGAACUGGCUGAAAAGGAUGACAUCAAGUACCGGACAUCUAUUGAAGAGAAAAUGGCUGCUGCUCGCAUUAGAAAAUGCCCCCGGUGUGGGACUGGCCUCAUCAAAUCCGAAGGCUGUAACCGCAUGACUUGCCGCUGUGGUGCCCAUAUGUGCUACCUCUGUCGAGUUUCUAUUGAUGGCUACGACCAUUUCUGCCAGCAUCCUCGCCUUCCAGGAGCCUCUUGCCAGGAAUGUUCCAGGUGUUCCAUUUGGACCGACCCCACUGAAGAUGAUGAAAAGCUGAUUGAGGAAAUCCAAAAGGAGGCUGAAGAGGAACAGAGAAGGAAGAAUGGACAGAAUGUCUUCAAACGCAUCGGUCCCCCACUAGAAAAGCCAGCCAAGAAAGAACACCACGAGGAAGGCCCGCCAUGGUUUGUACCACAGAUGCCACCCUUUGUCAUUGUGUACGCACCUUUCUUCCGGCCACCUCGGUGGCCCGGGUUCAACAACUUCCCCAUCAACAUAGGUCCUAUACCAGUACCCUACGGACCACCUCUGCCCAAUAUGGGUGGCAACUACGACUUUGGCCAAGUACAUGUGAUCCCGGAGCACAACCUGCCCAUGCACUUUGGCCCCCAGCCAUGGCACCGCUUCUGACACCCUAAGCUCUUGUCCAGCCACACUGAGUCUUCCGAGGACCCAGUCUCCACUUUCAGGGGUGGAGUCUUACAUGGGUGGAGUCUUGGCUUCCCUCUUGAGGGCGGCCGGUGUCCUCCUACUCUUUACUUUGCAAGGUCCAAUGAUGCUUCAGGUCUACUCAAGUUCAAGGGCCUCUGAGACAUAUCUGUGGCACAAGUUCUGUUCUGUGAUCAAUGUACUUGACCCUGUUCACAAAGUUUGACCUGCAAAUCUUUCCCUAGGACUGGCAACUACUGAGAGUCAAUCAUUCUAACACUUGACACCAGACAAAAGGGCAUUAUUGCAAUGUUGUCACUUAUUCCUGACCUACUCCUUUUCUGUGGGUGACCUCACUUGUCACCAACCUGUGAUGGACCACAUCUCUAAGGUGUUUUGGGUUUCCCUCGGUUUGCAAAUAGCCUUGUGUGACAGCCUCAGUCGUCACAGCAACCACCCUGCCUGCUUAUCUCUUCUCUCAUCAGAUAGCAUGGGAAGCAGGCUGAGGCUGAGGCCCCAGCUCCAGGAUGAGAUCAGCUGCCUUCCCUAAAGUCAGAAAGCUGCACCAUGCUCCCACUGCCUGUGUCCUCUCCAGUCCUCACCACAUCUCUGGAUCCCUCUGACCUGUUUGUAGAGAAGGACUGACCCCAGAUGGGUUUCUCAGAGGCCAAGUCAGUUUAAACUAUUGUGUAAAAAGACUGUAUCAUAUGGAACUUGAAUUUCAUGUAAAUAAAUAUUUGU
Molecule: messenger RNA, 3470 nt
Organism: Mesocricetus auratus (golden hamster)
Lineage: Eukaryota; Metazoa; Chordata; Mammalia; Rodentia; Cricetidae
Product: E3 ubiquitin-protein ligase RNF216-like
Exons: 1
Coding region: 3-2711 (902 amino acids)
Molecular function (GO): zinc ion binding
Source: RefSeq, a predicted model, not a curated record